Molecule: messenger RNA, 906 nt
Organism: Psylliodes chrysocephalus
Lineage: Eukaryota; Metazoa; Arthropoda; Insecta; Coleoptera; Chrysomelidae
Source: the annotation of a GenBank genome assembly
CCAAAUGUCAAUUGUCAAAUGCUUGGGAAUUAUUUAUUUUUAUUUUAAAAUUUGGUUUUGGUAGCACUGAUCUGUCUUUUAUAAUUUCUAACUCAAGAUGGCUCGAGGACCUAAAAAGCAUUUGAAACGUUUAAAUGCGCCGAAAGCAUGGAUGUUGGACAAAUUGGGAGGUGUAUUUGCUCCACGUCCAUCCACCGGCCCUCACAAACUAAGGGAAUCAUUGCCUUUGGUAAUUUUCUUGAGAAAUAGGCUGAAGUAUGCCCUUACAAACAGCGAAGUAACAAAAAUUGUUAUGCAAAGAUUGAUAAAAGUCGAUGGAAAAGUUAGAACCGAUGCCAAUUAUCCAGCUGGAUUUAUGGAUGUUAUCACCAUUGAAAAAACUGGAGAAUUUUUCCGUCUUAUUUAUGAUGUAAAAGGAAGGUUUGCCAUUCACCGUAUAACAGCUGAAGAAGCUAAAUACAAACUUUGCAAAAUUAGGAGAGUCCAGACUGGACCAAAAAAUAUACCAUUCAUUGUAACACAUGAUGGACAUACACUUCGUUAUCCCGACCCCAACAUCAAAGUAAAUGACACCAUUCAAUUGGAAAUUGCCACAUCUAAAAUCCUGGACUACAUUAAGUUUGAAUCUGGUAACUUGUGUAUGAUUACUGGAGGUAGAAAUUUGGGUCGUGUUGGUACGGUAAUCAAUAGGGAACGUCAUCCAGGAUCCUUUGAUAUUGUACACAUUAAGGAUGCUAAUGGCCACGUGUUUGCUACUAGGUUACAUAAUGUAUUCAUAAUUGGUAAGGGAGCCAAAGCUUUUGUAUCUCUUCCAAGAGGAAAGGGAGUUAAGUUGUCCAUAGCUGAAGAAAGAGAUAAGAGGCUAGCAGCAAAAACCCACUAAUUGUAAUGUGUUACAUUAUUUUC